GAGAUUCUGUGAGACAUUUUGAAAAUGGAUCUACACACAUGUCCUCCAUCCAGUCUAACUGAGCUUGAGCUAUUUAGCAGUGAAAAAUGAGCAAACAUUUGAGUUUCAUACCCUAAAGCAUUGUAGCUGUAACUGUUGUGCAAGGUGGUUCUACUACAAAGCUCUGAAUCUGGAGGGUUUAAUACACAUCCGCACUAUGUUGUUUUUGUUUUGUUUUUUUGUAAAAAAAGAAAAAAAGAAAACCGUUUAUCAUGUGUUAAACCCCAGUUAAAAACAUUGAGGCUACAUGUUGUAAUUAAAAAGUGCGAUAAAGUUUGAGGGGGUGUGAAUACUUGAGCGAAGCACUCUUCGUUGCUCUCUUUAUGUGUGCGAUGGGCUGUCUUAAUAGUUAAACAGGAUUUUAACAGUUAGUUUCCCUCUGGAGUCCUUCCUACAAAUUUCACCACUUCCUUUUGUUUCUCGCUCAUUUCAUCGCUAUUGGCCUCAAGCCAGCCAAUGAGAGUUUGAGAGUACAAAGGUAGUGGGCACUGUGAGUGAAACCACAAGGAAACAGGAAGUCAGGGAAAUUCUAAGAAGCGUUCGUCACUUUCACUCAUGCAGUCUUUUACAGAUGCUAAAAUCUGUAACAUGCUCCCACAACAGGACCGAAAUGCUAGAUUUUGCUUUAUACCUCCUUAUUCGUUGGUUUGCGCAGAAGAGCAAGGCUCUUGUGGCAUGACGACGACUAACAAGGGAAAUAAAGCCUUAAAGGUGAAGCGUGAGCCGGGCGAAAAUGGCACCAGCCUCACGGACGAGGAGCUGGUGACCAUGUCUGUACGGGAGUUGAACCAGCACCUCCGGGGGCUCUCCAAAGAGGAGAUCCUGCAGCUUAAACAGAGGAGGCGGACCCUCAAGAACCGAGGCUACGCCGCCAGCUGCCGAGUCAAGCGGGUCACCCAGAAGGAGGAGCUGGAGAAGCAGAAGGCCCAGCUGCAGCAGGAGGUGGACAAGCUGGCCAAUGAGAACGCUUCCAUGCGCAUUGAGCUGGACGCUCUCAGGUCCAAGUACGAAGCCUUGCAGACCUUCGCCAGGACUGUGGCGCGGAGCCCCACCGUCGGGGUUGGGGUGAGGGCCGGAGGGGGAGGAGGAGGGGUGCCGUCGUCGGUCAUCGGCCCGCUCAUACCGGGGAAGGUGGCGACGGCGACGAGCGUGAUCACGAUAGUCAAGUCAAAGACAGACGCGCGGUCUUGAGGGAAGGAAAGCUAAAAUGAAGGGGUGUAACAGGAUGGAGCUCAGCGGCAUCAGAGUGAGCCUCCCUCCUCUGCUGCCCCACUCUCCUCCACCUGCACCGACUCCCAGCAGCUGGGCGGUAUCGCCCGGACCGCCCCCCAGCGCGUUCCCCGUCAUCCGUCUCAGAUCAGUGCAGAUGAAGGACAGGAUGGAAGCAGAGGAAGGUUAUUGGCACGCACAGAGGUUUCUAGUCAGAGCAUGAUCAGGCUGAACACACAGGGUCCCUUUGGCUAACGCGUGGAUGCAAAUGACCGAAAAUUAGAGAUCUUCAUUCAAGGUCACGUUUUUUUUUUUUAAAUAAUUUUUGGAAACGCCUGGGAAACUCAGCUUGAUUCAUGCCAAUCUCCCAGUGUAGAGUUUAAUAAAAAGGCUAAAUUCAGAAUACAAAGGCACUAAUCUUGGCUUUUCCUGGCCAAUACCAUUUCCGAUUUUGACAGAUCACGUUUUUUUUUUUUUUUUACUUUCCCCUCUAAAACUAUAAUGUAAAAACUACAAAAAAGGAAAAAAACGUGCUGCAGGUUAACUGAUGGACAUAAGAUUUUUUUUUAUCCAGCAGAAAAUUAAAGUAUUAAAGGACUAUCCCUAACUGGGGGAAAAUCUUUUAGAUUUUUCAGUGUUUAACCUGCAGAUUACCACUCAGUCCAUCAAGUAAAUCUUUAGCUGUUUUGCACCUUAUUGUUAAAAUUAGGUGCAUCAGCUGAAAACCCCAACUUAUACAUCAAAUGUUUCAGAAUAAUGAAAAAAUAAAAAAAUUCAACCUGUACUGAAGCCCAGCCCUGUUUCACCCAAGAACUUUUACAGAAAAGUACUAAUGGAGAAAUCUAUAUUAUACGAUGGUGGUAACUGUAUUUCUACUGUUUUGUACUGUGUUGUCAUUCACAUGAGGUCCAAGGUGUAUUCUCUGUGUGUGAAAUGUUAUAUAUCAGGAAUUCUGUGAAAUUC
Molecule: messenger RNA, 2211 nt
Organism: Fundulus heteroclitus (mummichog)
Lineage: Eukaryota; Metazoa; Chordata; Actinopteri; Cyprinodontiformes; Fundulidae
Gene: mafgb
Product: v-maf avian musculoaponeurotic fibrosarcoma oncogene homolog Gb
Exons: 3
Coding region: 595-1230 (211 amino acids)
Biological process (GO): regulation of transcription by RNA polymerase II; regulation of epidermal cell differentiation
Cellular component (GO): nucleus
Molecular function (GO): DNA-binding transcription factor activity, RNA polymerase II-specific; RNA polymerase II cis-regulatory region sequence-specific DNA binding
Source: RefSeq, a predicted model, not a curated record